UUUCAUUCUUCCUUCUUGUUCUUCCAUCUCUCUAUAUAUCUUUGUAUACCAUCAUUAUCUUCAGCUUCAGUCUUUGCUUAACAGAUACAUCUUAUUUCCACGAUGGACAAGAAGUCAAAUCAAUACGAACGUGUAUUUAAGCACUUUGACGAGAACGGAGAUGGGAAGCUAUCGGCGUCGGAGCUUCGGCAGCGUGUGGAGGUGAUCGGCAGAGAGCUGUCAGCAGAGGAGGCCGAGGCGUUGGUGGGUUAUUUGGAUGCCGACGGUGAUGGGUUGGUGGGGUUGGACGAUUUUGUUAGGUUUCUGGAGGAAGAGAAAGAGGAAGAGAGAGUCAAGGGCUUAAGAGAGGCUUUUAAAAUGUAUGAGAUGGAUGGUUCUGGUUGUAUUACCCCCAAGAGUCUCAAGAGGAUGCUUAGUAGGUUAGGACAAUCUACGAGUUUGCAGAAGUGCCAACUUAUGAUCUCUAGCUUUGACCUCGACGGUGAUGGUGUUCUCAGUUUUGAGGAAUUUAGAGUCAUGAUGAUGUAAUGUUGAAAAAUUAAAUCCCAUUGGUUUUAAGUUACAUUAAUUAAAUGAUUCCGAUAUCAGUAUUUGAUGAA
Molecule: messenger RNA, 599 nt
Organism: Neltuma alba
Lineage: Eukaryota; Viridiplantae; Streptophyta; Magnoliopsida; Fabales; Fabaceae
Product: putative calcium-binding protein CML19
Exons: 1
Coding region: 103-528 (141 amino acids)
Molecular function (GO): calcium ion binding
Source: RefSeq, a predicted model, not a curated record